Sus scrofa (pig) is the source of this 663-nucleotide messenger RNA. The record is from RefSeq and is a predicted model, not a curated record. Lineage: Eukaryota; Metazoa; Chordata; Mammalia; Artiodactyla; Suidae.
AUGUACCUGACCACAGUGCUGGGGAACCUACUCAUCAUCCUCCUCAUCAGGCUGGACCCUCACCUCCACAUCCCCAUGUACUUCUUCAUCAGCUGCCUGGCCUUCACAGAUGUCUCCUUUUCCUCUGUAACUGUCCACAAGAUGCUGAUGAACAUGCAGACUCAGGUUCAAUCCAUUCCCUAUGAAGGAUGUGUAACAGACAUAUUUUCUUCUUAUUUUUUUGCUUGUGUUGAUAACCUUAUUCUUGCAGUGAUGGCCUAUGACAGGUAUGUGGCCAUUUGCCACCCUCUACAUUAUGCCAUCAUGAGGGAGGAGCUGUGUCUAUGUCUGUUGGCUGGAUCCUGGUUCCUCUCCUGUGGAAAUGCCCUGACCCACACUCUCCUCCUGGUUCAACUGCCAUUCUGUGCUGACACCAUCAUCCCCCACUUCUUCUGUGACCUUGCUGCCCUACUUAAGCUCUCCUGCUCAGACACCUCUCUCAAGGAGGUGGUCAUAUUCACUGCAGGGUCUGCUGUUGUCAUUUUUCCAUUGAGUGGAAUCCUGGUAUCUUAUGGCCACAUUGGGUUCUCCAUCCUGAGGAUCCCCUCUACUAAGGGGAUCUGCAAAGCCUUGUCCACCUGUGGCUCCCACCUCUCUGUGGUGUCUCUAUUUAUGGGACAAUGA